AAAUUAUCGACGUCGCUCAGCACAGCUGUAGUUACCGCCGUCGAGGAACUUUUUGCACAUAAAUGUAAAUUCUGAAAAAUCGGCAAAGAAUCAGGAGAAUAUAAUAAGGUAAGAGGUGGCACUGACCACAUUGCUAAGAGUUCACUGUUACUACAAGAGUUGCUAAGAAUUUAAAUUCAAAAUGCUCAAAGUGGAAAAUGAAAACUAACAUCUACGAAUGCUUCAAUAAUUGUAUGUUUUCGUUAUACGCGCAUAUCGCUUGAAUCACAUUCCGCAUACUUAGUGUAUUCGAAUUGUCACAAACGCUCCUUGCGGCAGAUCGAUGGUCCGCAUCAGUCGCGUCAGCGACAAUCAGCGUCUCCGUGUUUAUGACACUUGGCGCGGAGGUUAUACCGUAAAUAUGGCGCUCGCCAUUACUUGAGACGCGAGACGCAACGUCAACGACGCGACAUCGGGCGCCCCGGCUGUGUUCGACGACGUCGCGGUUCAUCGUCGGCCCCCAGGCGGAGGGUCCAAAAUGCCGUCAGGCCACUGCCGACCUCGCGCAUCGUCCAUGCCGCAGCUCCGUUCGGUUUGAGGUAGAACGCGACGCGAUGAAGUCCGUAUACAAGUUGUUCCUGCUGUGCCUUAUCCUCGCCGCGCUGAUAAUACUGCUCAACGUGACCACUAACUUCUCCAACAAGCUGUACGACCAGCCGCCCGCGAGCAGGGAGCGCCUGGCGCUCGCGAGGAAGUCCCCGGGAGGCGCGUCCGUGGGCGAGGUGACGAUAUGCGUGGUGGUGUGCGGGGACAGGCUGUACGAGGCCCUGACCAUGCUCAAGUCGGCGCUGGUCUUCGCCGGCAGGCCGCUGCAGUUCGUCAUACUGGCGGAGCAGAAUCUGAUACCGGCCUUCAGCGAGAAGCUGUCGGAGUGGCGGCUGAUAUCCAAUAAGACCUUCGACUUCCUGGUGCGGCCCAUCACCUUCCCGGACGGCAGCGACGUGGCCAUGUGGAAGAAGCUGUUCAAGCCCUGCGCGGCGCAACGGCUCUUCCUACCGACCGUACUGAACGACACGGACGCGGUGCUCUACGUGGACACGGACACCCUGUUCCUGGCGCCGCCCGAGAGGGUCUGGGACGAGUUCAAGAAGAUGAACUCCAGCCAGCUGGCGGCGCUCAGUCCAGAACACGAGGAUCCCAACACCGGCUGGUACAAUCGAUUCGCCAAGCACCCGUAUUACGGCAAGCUGGGCGUCAAUUCCGGCGUGAUGUUGAUGAACCUGACGAGAAUGCGGGAGUUCCACUGGACCGACUACGUGAUCCCCAUUCACAAGGAGUACAGACUGAAGAUAACCUGGGGCGACCAGGACAUCAUCAACAUAAUAUUCCACUAUCAUCCGGAGAAGCUGUACGUGUACUCGUGCCGGUACAACUACAGGCCGGACCAUUGCAUGUACAUGUCGGUGUGCGCGGAGGCGGAGAGGGAGGGCGCUCUGGUGUUGCACGGCUCCCGCGGCACGUUCCACUCGCAGAAGCAGCCGCCCUUCAAGGCCGUGUACCGGGCCAUGCAGGAGUACCAGCUCAACACGGACCCGUACGACGAGCUGCUCGUGCCGAUGCGCAAUUACCUGGCGAUGGAGGACAAGUCCAACUGCGGCCGCGUCUCCAAGGUGUUCAUCAUCCAGCCGGAGCUGCAUCUGGCUGCCCGAAACUUCUAAAACCUUUUACUCGAAAUUACGGGCUCGCUUUUUCGUCCCUUAUAUCCUUUUAUAAAACUUUUAGAUGCUCGUU
Vollenhovia emeryi is the source of this 1770-nucleotide messenger RNA. RefSeq names its product glucoside xylosyltransferase 1 (gene shams). Gene Ontology annotation, biological process: protein O-linked glycosylation via N-acetylgalactosamine. NCBI's taxonomy places the organism in Eukaryota, Metazoa, Arthropoda, Insecta, Hymenoptera, Formicidae. The coding region runs from base 594 to 1697 and encodes 367 amino acids. The record is from RefSeq and is a predicted model, not a curated record. The transcript is spliced from 2 exons. Gene Ontology annotation, molecular function: UDP-xylosyltransferase activity.